AAGGCACUCCCAUAGCCCAGCAGCUAGUCCUCCUCUGGGUUAAUCGGGUUGAUCUGGUUCCUUUCUAGCCCAUGAAAUUGGGCCAACUCAUGAGCGGCCAAGGAAUUUGGCUUUCGAAUCGUUCGUAUCGUUGGCGCCAGCUGGUCUGCCCUAAACACUAACCCGACCAAUGGUGGGCUUCGUUCUUCGCCGCAGGGGGCUCAGCCUCGUAUUCAGGGUCAAGUAGCGUCGAUUCGCAACAUGGGAAGGGUUUUUUAAAGUUGCAACGACUCCACGAUGGACUAGUCGGAAUAAGCGCUGUUGUUGCUGAGAUUUUCCUCUUCCUGUCUUUCUUGUUUGCCCUCAUCUCGCGACUCGCGAUUUUCAACAAAAAAAUCAUUGCGCGCACCGACUAGCUAGUCUCUAGAACGGCUAGACAAAUCUGAACGGGCAUAAGGAAAUAUCCAUCUGAUCUGCGACUCUCUCCAGAUUGAUCUAUCCUCACCCUCCCCUGAAUCAGUAUGGCCCCGCGACGCAGCUCGGGCGGAAGCUCGAGUAGCUAUAGCAGCUACUAUAACAACCCGUGGUCGGAAGAGACCGAGUUCUCCUUGCGCCUGCUGAGAUCCAAAAGUCUCUUCAUCGCAGGCUUUGCAUUUGACGUGCUCACCAUUCUCGCCCUGAUCGGCUUCCUCGUCUGGGCCUGCCUAGUUCACAAUGGAAGAGGCCAACUGAAGGGCGUUUUUCCUGCUCUGCUCGCAUACUUGGCAUCAAUGCUCACAAUUCUGGUUUAUGAGAUCUUUUUCUUCGCAAAUGCCACGGUUCAAAUGUACUAUCUCAUCGACCUGAUGUUGAACGAAUUCUUCUUCAUGGUUGCUGGCUGUCUCAUCUUCUUCGUCUUCUACCACCUCAUCCACAGCGCUCUGGAUCGCCUGACCGAUGCAGGCAAGCCAUACGCUAUCGUGGCAAUCAUUCACUGGGUCAUUCUUGGUCUGGUGUCCGUUGUCUCACUCGCGACUUUCGGUUUGUACGUGGGUUAUCAGGUGCAGAACGUGCAGAACUACUACUAUUCGAAGCUCGCGAAGCCGUACAACAACCUGGAAGCUGCGCGUGCUAUCAUCUGGUGGCUUCUCUCGCUGGAGAUCGUUGCUUGGUUCAUUUUCAUCGUUGUAAAGGCAUCGCAUCGAUUUGCUUCCAAGCUCCCCAUUUUCUCCCUUCUCGGCGGUAGCAUCGCCUGGAUGGCCCUCAAUCUGGCAUUCGCCGUCAUCUACAUUCGCUACUCCCUCGAAGGCUUUAUCCCGCCCAACUACCUUUCCUGCGUCCAAUCCGUCCUCCAAUUCUUCUUCAUCGUGGGCACCUUUGUCGGAAUCCUGCUUGCCUGCAUGAAAUGGCGCAGUGUCGAUGAUCGCGAAGACAAGAAUAUGGCGGCGCAGUAUCCCUACGGCGCGGGCCAGUAUCAGAGCUACCAGGCCUACCAGCAACAAAACCAGGCCCAGAUGCAGCAGCAGUACCCGCAACAGUAUUACCAGCAGCCAUAUCCGCAGCCAUAUCCGCAGCCUGCUCAGCAGGCUUAUCAACAGCCCGUGGCUCAUCAAGCCCCCAAGCCUGAGCAGGUGCGAUCGGAGAACUAAAUUCUCUGGUGUGGGGUGCAAAAGAUUUGGGUGCUUUUGAGACUCGAGUCUUUUUCGAAGUUAACCUUUGAUUCUAUGAUCAUGGUUCUAGUAAUGGGGCCGGCAAAUGUCGCCAGCUGUGAUGGAUACCCUCCCUUUUUUUUUUUCCUUUUUUUUGAUUGCGAAUGAUGUUUACGAGCUGCUAGGCUGUACAAUUUGCCCUGCACGAAAUACCCUAUUUUUUGAUGCCAAUACCCAAUUUAUAUAAUUCAGAUUUUCUUGAUCAUAGAUGGUUGUUGC
Messenger RNA from Penicillium brasilianum, 1886 nucleotides. The record is from the annotation of a GenBank genome assembly. NCBI's taxonomy places the organism in Eukaryota, Fungi, Ascomycota, Eurotiomycetes, Eurotiales, Aspergillaceae.